AUGGCUACCAAAGCGGAGUCCGGGACAGAGAAACUACACCCUAUUCAUCCAGGCGAAAUCCUCAACGAGGAGUUCCUCCUUCCGUUGGGAGUAACUCAAUAUCGUUUGGCAAAAUCCAUCGGCGUCGAUACACGCCGCAUUCAUGCCAUCGUCCAUGGAAGGCGCUCUAUUACGGCUGAAACCGCCCUACUGUUCUCUCGCUUCUUUGGAAACAGCGCCGAGUUCUGGAUGGGACUGCAAAGUCAGUAUGAUUUAGAAACCGCGGAAGACCGUCUUUCCCAAAGGCUGGACAGUGUAACGGCAUACUCAAUCGACGAUAGAAUAUAG
Molecule: messenger RNA, 327 nt
Organism: Geodia barretti
Lineage: Eukaryota; Metazoa; Porifera; Demospongiae; Tetractinellida; Geodiidae
Source: the annotation of a GenBank genome assembly